Messenger RNA from Prunus mume (Japanese apricot), 679 nucleotides. RefSeq names its product Late embryogenesis abundant (LEA) hydroxyproline-rich glycoprotein family. Gene Ontology annotation, cellular component: plasma membrane. Gene Ontology annotation, biological process: defense response to other organism. NCBI's taxonomy places the organism in Eukaryota, Viridiplantae, Streptophyta, Magnoliopsida, Rosales, Rosaceae. The record is from RefSeq and is a predicted model, not a curated record.
CUUGUUGGAGCAGGUGCAUGUAUUGCACAAUAGGCAUCCUUGUCUUUGUAUUCAUCAUAAUAGGAGCCACUGCUGGCAUUCUCUACCUUAUCUUCCAGCCAAAACUUCCAAAUUACUCGGUUGAUAGCUUGAAAAUAAGCGAUCUAAGGCUCAAUUUGGACAUGACUCUAUAUGCUAAAUUUGACGUGAAGAUAACAGCAAAUAACCCAAACAAAAAGAUCGGAAUUCACUACGAGCAAGGUGGCCGGUUGAGCGUGUGGUAUACAAACACGAAGCUUUGCCAAGGGACACUGCCAAAGUUUUACCAAGGUCACCAGAACAAAACACUACUCAACGUGGCCUUGACUGGCCAAACGCAGUACGGAAACACUUUGAUGAAUGCACUGCAACAGCAACAACAAACCGGACGCAUCCCCUUGGAUCUUAAGGUUGAUGCACCCGUAGCAAUCCAACUCGGGAGAUUGAAGCUCAUGAAGGUAUGGAUCUUGGGGGAAUGCUUGUUGGUGGUGGAUAGCUUAACUGCUAAUAACUUGAUUAGCAUUAAAGCUAAUAAUUGUAGCUUUAGAUUGAAGCUUUGAUUGAAUUAAUCCGGCAUCAAGUCUCUGUUUGUCUGUCUACAAUUUUGGAGAUGGGAUGGGACCUGUUUUAAUCCCCUUCCCUUCUCUUUAUUGCAUUUCUU